Molecule: messenger RNA, 1005 nt
Organism: Aspergillus puulaauensis
Lineage: Eukaryota; Fungi; Ascomycota; Eurotiomycetes; Eurotiales; Aspergillaceae
Exons: 7
Coding region: 1-1005 (334 amino acids)
Source: RefSeq, a predicted model, not a curated record
AUGCCUCCCAGAUAUGGCGACGAUUAUCGCUCUGAUGAGCGCAACUCUACCCGCCCAAGAGGCUCACGCUCGCGCGAGUCUACGGGAUAUUACGCUCAGGGCUACCCCGGCGACUCUUACCCCGAUGCACAGAGACCACGAGGUGUCGUUAAUGCAGAACCUUCGGCGUUACCUAGGCAGCCUCUUCAACAGAUCCCGCCAAGUGCAGGAGAACUCCAGUAUAUGCAUGCCCCGGGUCAUGCUGGUCAAGACCACUAUGGUACACCCUUUGAUGAUUUUCAUGGUCUAUCGUCUGGCCAAACUGGCGUACCCGGUCCUGGGAGUUACCAGGGAUAUCCACCCCCAAACGGCCAACCCCCUGAUCCAAACAUGGACUUGACAUCUCCACAACAGUAUGACUCCCACCACAGCCCCAGAAGAGGGUCGAGUCGUUCAGAGUCAACCAUUUUCGACGGUCAUCCUGCUGUUAUUUCUACACUGGAUCCACGAUAUGUUUUGCAACCAAGAAGCUACUACACCACUGGAAAGAUCUUCGCAAUACUAUGGCACGAGAACUAUGGAAUGUCGAACGGGCACGGGAACGGAACCGUUAUUACCCACGGCCCGACGUUUACAGGACGAUUCAAUGAGCCGAUUUAUAGCGCUAUUCGCCGUAUGGUCGUUUUCAGCACAACCGGCCAGAAGUCACUUUGCUUCCCCAUAAGUACGUAUGGCAACCGUGGUGUCGCAAAGCCAAACGUGGACCCUGACACGCAUGCAAUUGUAUACCCGCGGGGUACAUCGCCCAUCCGGGAGGCCAACGAGCCACGUAUGAUUAAGGAGCCUCUGGAGGUGGCCGUUGAGUCGUAUGAUGAAACACUCAAUCCUAUGUCGAGGCUGGACUUUGGCAAAAUACACACUGUGGAACAUAACGUCAAAGUGCUUCCAAUCGGAAGAAUAACAAGCAAAUCGAUGACGAGAUUUAUACAAUACACGAGAGACGAAAUGAACAACUUGGUUUACUAA